GACAGAGUCCAGAGUCCGCGUGAACGAGCUCCAGACACCGGAAGCUGCUCGGCUCGCGCAGGAGUCGGUCACCGAACAGAGAUCCGGAGAUGAUGCGCUGUCUGCUCAUCUACUGCUGCUUGUGUUCGCCUCACUUCAGCGCAGCACAGAACGCGUACAGACGCGUCGCGAUCCCAGAGCAGGCUUACUUCGCCGAGCCCUUCGACGCAGGAGCGCUGGACAGAAACUGGGUUGUGUCCAAAGCAGUGAAAGAUGAGCAGCUUCUCAAAUAUGACGGAGAGUGGGCUAUAGAGGAGUCCAGAGAGCGCAGGUUAUUAGGAAACAGAGGUCUGGUGCUCAAGUCUCCCGGUAAACACCACGCCAUCUCUGCGUACCUGAGGAAGACCUUUCACUUCAGCGACAGACCGCUGUUCCUACAGUACGAGGUCUUCUUCCCCGAGACGGUCGACUGCGGUGGAGCCUACAUCAAGCUGCUGUCUCACACAGAUGAUCUCCGCUUGAGCGGGUUCAGCGAUGCCACGCCGUACUCCAUCAUGUUCGGCCCAGAUAAGUGCGGCAGCUCACACAAGAUUCACUUCAUCGUUCGUCACCGUGACCCGGUCUCAGGGACGUACCUGGAGAAACACGCUCCACAGCCGGAGCUGGACCUCAGCGAGUACUUCACUGACCAGCGUCCACACCUCUACAGUCUGAACGUGUAUCCUGACCACAGGUUUGAGAUCCUGGUUGACCUCACACUGAUUCACAAGGGCAGUCUUCUGGAGGACAUGCUCUCCUCACGAGCUGAGGAUCAGGAGGACUCAUCGAGCGCUGGGUCCGAGCCGUUCACGCUGAGCUCCGUGUCUGCGCUGGGCUUUGAGCUGUGGUCCCUCACCGCAGACGUGAUGUUCGACAACAUCUUCCUCUCCGACCGUGUGGAAGAAGCCCAGCGCUGGACACAAGACACGUGGGGUCAGAGGAAGAGCCCCGGAGUGAUUGAGAAGCUGCUGAUGGCCACGCUGAAGAGACCCUGGCUCUGGGGGGUGUACGUCGUCACCGUGGGCCUUCCCAUCAUCCUCUUCAUCAGCUUCAUGUGGCCUGACAAGCGGUUCGGUCCUCCAGAUCAGGACUAUUACUAUAAGAAGACGGACGAGCCUCAGGCGGAGCGGCGUCAGGACACUGAGGAGCUGCUCUCUCGUGCUGAAGGUCCAGCAGCAGCAGCGGCGGCCGAGAGCAGAGCGGUCAGGAGAGCGAGGAGCACACACAGCUCAGGUUCAGCACCAUGAAGACGUCAUGAUCUCACUCUCAUUACUGCAGCGUCCACUACAACCUCAACAACGGGGGAUGAAAAUAAUGUCAUAUUAACAAAUCAAUCAAUCAAAUCAGUAUUAGUAAUCAUUAUUAUAAAUGAGUAUGUGAUUAAAUGGAAUGACACAAUGUUUAAAUGAUUAUAAAUGAAUGCAUGGAUGAAGAAUAAAUGAACAUGCAAGAAAAGGUGAAGCUCAGCACUCCUCAGAUGCGGUGUUCAUAUACUGUGGUGGUGUUUGUCUUAAAUGUGUUCAGUUGCAUUAAAAGCCUUGAAGCCCCUUCGAUUGGUUUGUGAUGUUCAACACAGCGACUGACCGACUUUAUUAACAAUAGGAGAAAGAGUGAAGGCUCAAAAGCUGUGGGGUUUUAUUUCACCAGCUCUAUUAAAACCUUAAGUAUUUAAUCAUAAUAUUCAGUUUCAUGUAGUCAAAAACAUCCAAACAACAACUAAAAAAAGAGACGAUAAUACAGAGUACAGCUGUGACACACACACACACACACACACACACAACUGUUGGAUCAUCCUUGUGUUUUUUCAUAUUUGAUCCUUACAGGUGUUCCUGAUCUCAGUAACAAGAUGUGUUCCCUUUGUAACAAAAGAUGCAGAUUUUAUUGUUAAUCAUAAUGCAAAACCAAACAUAUCUAAAGCUUGACAAAAAGUAGUGUUUUAUAAUAUCUGUACAUGUAUAUCUAAAUGCAGAACCUAAUAAAAUGAAGAAGUUAUGUCUAAAA
Molecule: messenger RNA, 2019 nt
Organism: Carassius gibelio (silver crucian carp)
Lineage: Eukaryota; Metazoa; Chordata; Actinopteri; Cypriniformes; Cyprinidae
Product: calnexin
Exons: 11
Coding region: 90-1265 (391 amino acids)
Biological process (GO): protein folding
Cellular component (GO): endoplasmic reticulum membrane; endoplasmic reticulum
Molecular function (GO): calcium ion binding
Source: RefSeq, a predicted model, not a curated record